AUGGCCACAACCACAAAGAAAAAACUCCCCCUAUUCCCCCUCAUCUCUCUCCUCUCCUUCACUUCAAUCUUCUACCUUCUCUCCCAAUUCAGAAACACUUCCUCCUCCUCCUCAAUCAAAGCUUUCUCCUCAAUCCACAAUUUCCAAAUCGACAAUAACCGCCACCGCCGCGGCUCGUGCGAUUACUCCGAUGGGAUAUGGAUCUACGACGAGUCGAGGGUUUCCAGAUACGAUAGCAAUUGUAAGGAAAUUUUCAAGGGUUGGAAUUGUGUUAAAGGGAAUAAAGCUAAUGGUGUCGAAGUUGCUAAGUGGCGGUGGAAAAGUAACGGGUGUGGUGAGCUUGAUCGGUUUGAUCCUCUUCGGUUUCUUCAGACUCAUACACACACCAGCAUUGGUUUUGUUGGGGAUUCACUCAAUAGGAACAUGUUUGUGUCACUUUUCUGCACUCUUAGGAGUAGCAUCUCUGAUGGACAGGUUAAGAAGUGGAGACCUGCUGGUGCUGACCGUGGAUUCACGUUUCUGACGUACAAUCUCACUAUUGCUUAUCACCGUACUAAUCUUCUUGCACGUUAUGGUAGAUGGUCGGCUAGUGAGAAUGGCGGUGCCUUAGAAACACUUGGAUUCAAAGAGGGCUAUAGAGUAGAUGUUGAUGUUCCAGAUAGUACAUGGGUUCAAGCUGCAAAUUUCCAUGACAUUCUAAUUUUUAACACUGGCCACUGGUGGUGGGCCCCUUCAAAAUUCGACCCUGUGAAUUCACCUAUGCUUUUCUUCAAGAAUGGUCAGCCAGUAAUCCCCCCAUUACGUCCAGAUCAAGGCCUUGAUAUGGUUUUAGAGCACAUGAAAGCGUAUGUGGAGGAAAAAGCACGACCAGGUGCAGUCAAAUUUUUUCGUACUCAAUCACCCAGGCAUUUUGAAGGAGGAGAUUGGGAUCAAGGUGGUAGCUGUCAAAGGGACCAGCCUUUAUCGGCAGAACAGGUAGAAGAACUUUUCUCGGUGAAGAAUAACGGGACAAAUGUGGAGGUUCGAUUGGUCAAUGAACACCUCAAUAAGGCUCUUAAGGGAUCGAGUUUUGUUAUUUUGAACAUCACUUACUUGAGUGAGUUAAGAGCUGAUGCUCACCCUGCUUCUGCUGGUGGAAAAAAGCAUGAUGAUUGCAUGCACUGGUGUUUACCUGGAAUUACAGAUACAUGGAAUGAUUUGUUUGUAGAGCAUCUGAAUAGUAUUGAACAUAGGAGUUGA
Molecule: messenger RNA, 1239 nt
Organism: Vicia faba (fava bean)
Lineage: Eukaryota; Viridiplantae; Streptophyta; Magnoliopsida; Fabales; Fabaceae
Source: the annotation of a GenBank genome assembly